Messenger RNA from Homalodisca vitripennis (glassy-winged sharpshooter), 666 nucleotides. RefSeq lists its product as uncharacterized. Gene Ontology annotation, molecular function: nucleic acid binding. NCBI's taxonomy places the organism in Eukaryota, Metazoa, Arthropoda, Insecta, Hemiptera, Cicadellidae. Bases 1 to 666 code for a protein of 221 amino acids. The transcript has a single exon. The record is from RefSeq and is a predicted model, not a curated record.
AUGGGCUACAGAUGGAGAAAGACCAAAUCAAACAAACAUAUUCUCAUGGAAACCCAGGAUGUUGCUUACAAACGAUUUGUAUAUUUGAGAAAAAUCCAAGAAUACCGGAAGGAGAAGCGCCCCAUAGUUUUUACGGACGAAUCUUACAUCGAUUCAGCUCAUGUUUCCGGAAAAGGUUGGUCCGAUGACUCAAAUGCAGGAGUGGCGACCCAAUUGUCCAAAGGCGAGCGACUUAUUUUUCUACACGCAGGAGGAGAAUUGGGCUUCGUGAAAAACUGUUUGACAAUGUGGAGAGCCAACAUAAAAACAGGAGAUUAUCACGACAAUGUGAACGGCAAGAUGUAUUUUAAAUGGCUGACGGAAAAAUUAAUUCCAAAUUUACCUCCUCGGACUGUUGUGGUUAUUGACAAUGCAUCUUAUCACAAUGUCCAAGUAGAUAAGAGCCCAACUUCGAAGAACACUAAAUCAGAAAUGCAAGAUUCGCUGAUACAGAAGAAUAUUGCAUUCUCAUCGUCAUCACUCAAGAUGGAGCUCUAUGAGUUAAUUAGGCAACACAAACCGGCGCACAUUCGCUAUCAAAUUGACGAAAUUAUGAGAGAACAUGGACACGACAUCCUCAGGCUCCCUCCAUACCAUCCCGAACUCAAUGCCUCUGGGCUGAUGUAA